Thrips palmi is the source of this 740-nucleotide messenger RNA. RefSeq lists its product as uncharacterized. Bases 108 to 695 code for a protein of 195 amino acids. The record is from RefSeq and is a predicted model, not a curated record. Lineage: Eukaryota; Metazoa; Arthropoda; Insecta; Thysanoptera; Thripidae. The transcript is spliced from 4 exons.
UUAAGCGGGCAGAUGUUCCACAGCACCUGAGUACCCUAUCAGAUUCCUUCAAAUAGCGAGUAGCCCGGUCCACUCCUCAGUCUACUCUCAGUCGACACCGCAAAACCAUGGCUCGUGCUCUGUUCAUCGUCCUCGCCCUGGCGGCGACUGCCUACGCCGACGAGUAUGCCUUCAACCAGGUGGACGAGAUCGUGGCCCGGCUCAACGUGUGCCUGGCCCCAGUGCCCCAGAGCCCGUCCAGCUUCUACACGCCGGCCGCGAAUUGCAUCAUGAAGGCUCGCUGGAGCCUGGACGACGGCAACACCAAGGAGUCCCUCUCCGGCUCCAUCGCCAAAUGCCUGGCCCGCCAGCGUGUCAACGCCGGCAUCGUGGCCACCGCCCAGAAGUGCCUCCGCGAGUCUCUCGCCAAGGACCUCAAGCCCGCCCUGGAGGAGUCCGACUACUCCGCUGAACAGCUGGACGAGAUCAGCAGCCGCAUCCGGGCGUGCCUGACCUCCAUCCCGGAGACCGAGUAUCACACCCCCGCCUCCGACUGCCGCAACAACGCCCUCAUCGAGGCUGGGGAGGGCUACCCCAAGGAGAGCCUGGUGGACUUCAUCAUCCCCUGCCUGAACGGCAAGAGCAUCGCUGCCCCGGUCGUGUCCGCAGCACAGCAGUGCAUCACCGCGGCUCUCGCCGAGCCCCUCUCUGCCUAGGGUCUCACCACCAUUGUCGAUAUCAACAAUAAAUGUUCAAAAUAA